This is a messenger RNA of Argiope bruennichi, 2653 nucleotides long. RefSeq names its product zinc finger protein OZF-like. Gene Ontology annotation, cellular component: nucleus. NCBI's taxonomy places the organism in Eukaryota, Metazoa, Arthropoda, Arachnida, Araneae, Araneidae. The transcript has 5 exons. Gene Ontology annotation, molecular function: RNA polymerase II transcription regulatory region sequence-specific DNA binding; DNA-binding transcription factor activity, RNA polymerase II-specific. Bases 1061 to 2377 code for a protein of 438 amino acids. Gene Ontology annotation, biological process: regulation of transcription by RNA polymerase II. The record is from RefSeq and is a predicted model, not a curated record.
CUCUUGAUGAGUAGCUAAUAAAAUGGUUAAAUCUCUUAUACGUUCUACAAAUUAAUGAUAUCAAUUUAACUAAGACAAUUCAUUGUCUGAAAAUAAAAAUUUCAUAUUUAAAUCAAUCAAUAGCCAACAAGAAGCCCAACAGUGGCUGGUUUGGGGAAACUAUUUGGCCUAUCUUGAUGUGACCUCCGAGAGAUAAGGCCUGCUGGCUCUACUACUCGCUCCUGCAUGAGUCAUCACGGCUAGGCGAUCAAGAAGCCGGUUAACAAUCGUCGCUGCACGAUUUCUGCCGGAAGGGAACGACGGCUGGCAUUUAUAAGCCUUCAUUUUUUUUUCUAUUUAUUUCUUAAUCCAAGAUGGUGUUAUAUUGAAAUGGAUGAGAUGCAAAAGCAAGUUUAGGAUACAAAUUAUUGAAGAUGCCAUAUAAAUGCUCAGUUCAAGCUUGCCGUGGAAAUUAUAAUGAAGAAAAUAAAGUCGCUGUUUUUGGAUAUCCCACUGAUGAGGCCUUAAGAAAGAAAUGGCUGAGUGCAAUUCCAAGAAAAAGUUCUACCAUUACAAAGAAUUCUAAGGUAUGUGAAAGACAUUUUAAAGAUGGUGAAGUGCUUUACAGAACUACUAUCUACAAAGAAAGUACUGGCGAAACAUUUUCUGCUCCUCUGAAGAAGCCCAGGCUAAAAGAAAAUGCUGUGCCAAGUAUUUUUCCUGGCUGCCCAACAUAUUUAUCAUCAUCAACAUCCUCAAUUCGAGAGAGUCCUUCAAAAAAGAGGCAACGAUUAGAACAAGCCCAAAUUGAACGUUCCAUAAUUGAAAGCUUAAAUUCUAAACAGAACUAUGACAAUUGUCUCCUUAUAAUGGCUGGGUGCAAUGAAAGGAAAUCUGUUUCUUCAAAUGAAAAUGAACUUUAUGCUGAUUAUGUAAAAGUCUAAGUGCACAAUUAUCAUUGAAACAGCUGCUGAUCAUUGUUUUAGAAGAAAAAAGCAUGCAAAAUGUAAAUAAUGGAGAUAUAUUACUUGAUGAAAAGCAUACAGUUGGAGUGAUGAAUGUAUAAAAGCAAUUGCUAGUGAUGCAAAAGGCAAUCUGUUUCUUCAAUAAGAUUUCACAUACAAAUAUUUGUGGUAUGGAAUCUCCACAAAACGAUGUUAUUUUAAGUCAACAUUUUCAUAUGGAUGCAAAAAAGUCCUUGCAUGUUUGUAAUAUUUGCAGUAAAGAAUUUUCAGAAAUUUGUACUUUGAAUGAACAUCAUUAUUCUCACACAAAUGAAAAAUCAUGUUCUUGUAAUAAAUGCGGUAAAGAAUUUCUUUGCAAUCAUGCUUUGAAGAUGCACUCUCUGACCCAUAAAAAUGAAAGACCUUACUGUUGUGAUGUAUGUGGUAAAGACUUUUCACGCAAAAUUGAUUUAACUGUUCAUUACCGUUCACACACUAAUGAAAAACCAUUUACCUGUGAUAUGUGCAAUAAAAAAUUUGCUCUGAAAAAUAUUUUAAAGCAGCACUAUCGAACUCAUACAAAAGAAAAGCCAUAUUCUUGUGAUGUAUGUAAUAAAGCAUUUUCUGACAAAGGCAAUCUUAAUACGCAUUAUCUAACUCAUUCAAAUGUUAAGCCCUAUUCUUGUGAAAUGUGCAGUAAACAAUUUUCUAGGAAAAGUUACUUAAAAGAACAUUAUGGAACUCAUACAAAUGAAAAACCUUAUUCUUGUGAUGUAUGUAAUAAAAACUUUUUGCGCAAAUAUGAAUUAAAAAGACAUUAUUAUAUUCAUACAAAUGAAAGGCCCUAUUCCUGUGAUGUAUGCAAUAAACAAUUUUCUCAAAAAUGUCACUUAACACAGCAUUACCGAACUCAUACAAAUGAAAAUCUUUAUUCGUGUGAUGUAUGCGGUAAAAGCUUCCCUCAGAAAGGUUGUUUAAAUAGGCAUCUUCGAACUCAUACAAAUGAAAAACCUUAUUCUUGUGAAAUAUGUAGUAAACAAUUUUCUGAGAAAGGUCAUUUAAAUGAGCAUCGCAGAAUUCAUUCAAAUGAAAAACCUUAUUCGUGUGAUACAUGUAGUAAAGAUUUUUUGCGCAAAUGUGACUUAAAAAAACAUUCAAGUAUUCAUACAAAUGAAAGGCCCUAUUCCUGUGAUGUAUGCAGUAAACAAUUUUCACAGAAAAGUCACUUGAGACAGCAUUGUCAAACACAUACCAAAGAAAAACCUUUUUCAUGUGAUGAAUGUAGUAAAAAAUUUUCUCGAAAAUCUGAAUUAACUAUUCAUUACCGCUUUCAUACAAAUGAAAAACCCUAUUCUUGUGAUGUGUGUGGCAAAGGUUUUACUUCUCGACGUUCUUUAAAUAAACAUUUUCGUAUUCAUGCGAAUAAAAAAAUUGAAUCCAGUGAUAUAUGUUGAAAGAAUGUUCCCGAAAAGGGAUUUAAAUUAACAUUUUUGUGUUCCUACGAAGAAAAUAUAUUUGUUUUGUGAAAUAUUAUGCUGCAGUAUCCAAAAGUAUUUCAACCCUAAUUUGCUAUGAACUGCUUUGUAAACCAACUAAUGGUUAUACUAUCUUGGCCUGAAGAAAAAAAUUGAGAAUUGUAUAAGUUUCAAUUUAUGAUAACUUUCCAUGUAUUAAAAGAUAGAAGUGUUCACUUGUUUCCAAAGCUGAAGGAUUAAACACAUUUUAAAUUA